AUGAGUCUGAACAAAUUAAGCGUUUCGGAAGUCAAUUUCUGUUGCAAACGAGUGCUAAUCAGGUUUGUUAAGUCUGGUUCUGUCUGAUUCCGCUUUAUAACAGAGUUGAUUUCAAUGUUCCCAUGAAGGACGGAAAAUGCACGAAUAACCAGAGGUAUGACAGUUGCGUCUCAACGUUGCUUUUUACCUAAGAAUCGUUGCGGCUAUGCCCACUGUAAAGUAUUGUUUAGAGCAAGGUGCCAAAAGUGUUGUCCUGAUGUCUCACAUGGGUCGGCCUGAUGGACAGCCAAAUGAGAAAUACUCUUUGAAGCACAUUGUUGACGAGGUUUCAAAACAGCUCGGCAGGCCCGUCAAAUUUUUGCGCGACUGUAUAGGGGAAGAGGUCUCCAACGCCUGCAGGGAUCCUGAGCCCGGAUCCGUCUUUCUUCUGGAAAAUUUGCGAUUUCACGUGGAGGAGGAGGGCAAAGGCCUGGGGCCGAAUGGCGAGAAAGUAAGUGUUGCUUAGCGUUGCGAGUCUACUGUUUCAGUGGAUGUUAACACGAUCUAGUUUUUCUGAAGUUAGUUUUGACAUCUAGAUAGCGUGAUUCGGAAGAUAUUACUAACUUGCAUUAUCCCCGCUGAAUUUUCCAAGUCAGUGAGAUUCUCUUCGUGCAUCUGAAGUGCAGCAAAAGACUCAGUUACUCCUCCGCGAACUAUUUUCUCCCCUCUCUAAGUGAUUUGUUCAGACAUAAUCCUCCCACAAUACACCAUUUCGCACAUUUGAGAAUCCGGAAUGCGUUCGUGUCUGUACAUGCAUGCUUCCAUUCUAGGACAUGUGAUGUGGCAGAGCAAGCCCGUUAAGUUUUCAUGUCGCCCCGUUUCCGUGCCUUUGUUUUUUUGGGCCCACUCCUGAGUUCUAGCGUCGUAGGUUAUCAACUCAAACAUAUCUGUGAUUGCAUAUAGACAGGUGGGCUAUUUCCCUCUGAUGCUUAUACAAGCGCUUCUCGUUCGAGAGGGAAAUCUAUAACACGUAGAUUAUAUCAGUCCACCCGGCAAAAAUCUAGCAGUGGCGCUCAGAUAAAAGCUGCCACGUUCUUUGUUCGUGUCCCACGUCCGUAAGUUUGGCGUCUCAAAAGGUAUAGUGAUGGGCACUGUUUCCCUUGGCCUUGCUGUUUUUGCAGACAACCUCUUCUCUUGGAUAGUGUCCACUUGGCGGACAUGAUUAUUCAGCGUAUUAAAGGAGGCUGAGAUUUCGCUGCACACUUUUAUAUCGUACGCAUAUUGCAAAUUACUAAAGGCGUUGUUCUCCUGAGUGUCCUCUACUGCGUUCGGAAAGUUGGAAUACGUAAUUUUCGAUAGGUCCGAGGGGUGUUGUUCGCUUCAACGUUCUACGUGGUCUUAAGUGCCGUUUCUGAACUACUCGGUCCCAAUUUCGGCAUCCAGUUGCCCGUCAACACUACUGCCGUUUAUCUAGCCGACCAUUAUCGCCACCACCAUCAUCCUUUUCACCACCGGUAGUCAACUCAUUUGCUAGACUACUGCUUUUUCAUUUUAAGUAGUGGCAAGUAUAAGACAGUGCUUAAAUCGGUUCGUUUUCAAAUGUCAUUUCAGAUUAACCUGACCCAAUGUGUUGUUGGUUCCGUGCAGCAGAAUGUACAGUUAACUCACAAAAUAUCACUCGCUGUUCUGUCCUGAGUAGUCUUCCGUGAGUUCUUUCGGGCCUUUUUAUGGUAUGGAAAAGCUGAAGUAACAGUAACUAGGUCUAUUUGGCACAUGCCGACUUGGCGCUUUCAAUUUGUUUCGGUGCAAGCCCAGGCUCUGUGCGCGGACCAGGUGUGUAGCAAGCGCAGACGGACCGUUUAGCCCUCAGCCAAUGCGACCGAUUCCGCGUCCGUUCCUUUUGACCGUCUUGACUCCAGACUCGGGUGGGUGGAGGAAGAGAAUGAAGUGGAUGCAGCGCAAGCCUUCAUCACCAUAAAUUGGCUCGCGCAUAAGUCGUCUUUGCGCCCACUCCGCUGAGCACACGGUAACGUCGUCGGUAACAACGGUCGAACUGCCAUAUCACUCGCCGAUUUAGUAACUGAGCUGGAUUAAACGGACUGUUAUUAAACCUUUUACAGGUUAAGGCUUCACCCGAGGCUGUGGCCAAGUUCAGUGAAGCACUAACUAGUCUCGGCGACGUUUACAUCAACGACGCUUUUGGUACCGCUCACCGGGCCCACGCGUAAGUCCUAUGCUAUUUUAAAUAACUUAAAACUCCCUGAAAUAACAUUAAGGCACGAGACGCAAACUGACGUACCCCCUUCUGUUCAUACCUUAUCUUCGUAACAGCUCCAUGGUCGGAUGCAAACUCCCGAUCCGCGCUGCUGGCUUCCUGAUGAGCAAAGAGCUGGAGUACUUUGCUAAGGCCCUUGACAAUCCCGUCCGACCAUUUCUAGCUAUUCUUGGAGGGUAUGUUUUCCGUCACACUUUUCUUCUUGCUACAUGGCAAAGCUGUUUUGUCCCAGUGGUCACUGACUUAGCAACCUGAUUUCGUGGGGCAUCAGGAUCGUAAAAACCUGUGAUAUUUUCUAGUGCCAAAGUUAGUGACAAGAUACAACUGAUCAACAAUAUGCUGGACAAGGUUGACGAACUCAUAAUCGGCGGAGGAAUGGCUUUCACGUUCCUGAAAGUCCUCAACAAUAUGAAGGCAAGCCACUAUUCUGAACUUUAGUCAUAACCACUUCCAAACGCGCCCACCCUACUUGUAUAAAACCACAAGUCUACAUCUUUCAGAUCGGCAACAGUCUCUACGACGAGCCAGGAGCCCAAACAGUAAAGGGUGUCAUGGAAAAAGCGAAGUCAAAAAAUAUCAAGGUGCAUCUGCCCUGCGACUUUGUGACUGGAGACAAAUUCGCAGAAAACGCUGCCACGGGAACGGCAACGGUUGAGUCUGGUAUUGACGAUGGCUGGAUGGUACGUUAUCCUUGAUUACGUGAAAAUUUCCUAAGGGACUUGAUUGUGGCCCAAAGUCGUCGAAAGAGUUUGCUGAAGCCAUCUCUAGAGCGAAAACCAUUAUCUGGAACGGACCAGCAGGUGUAUUCGAAUGGGAGAACUUUGCGAAGGGCACGAAAGCUGUUAUGGACGCUGUCGUCCAAGCAACUGCCAACGGUGCCAUCACGAUAAUCGGUAAGCAUACUUAGGUAUCUGAGUGUUCCAGUCUAGAUUGCAUCGCUGCUCCAUCGCCCACAAAAAAAGUUUUUUGCAUUAGUCCAUCAUCAUCAUUCUUCCAAGUUUUGCACGUGCCAGUCACUUCCGUUUUAUCUAGCAAUAUGUAUGUAGUCGAUAGUAUGGCGCCUCAUCGACGAUUCCCUUCUAUCCUAAUUUAGGCGGCGGCGACACAGCCACGUGUUGCGCUAAGUGGCACACAGAGGACAAGGUCAGCCAUGUCAGUACAGGAGGUGGUGCUAGCCUGGAACUUCUUGAGGGCAAGGUACUGCCUGGCGUUGCCGCACUUUCGGAUCCUUAA
Molecule: messenger RNA, 3487 nt
Organism: Spirometra erinaceieuropaei
Lineage: Eukaryota; Metazoa; Platyhelminthes; Cestoda; Diphyllobothriidea; Diphyllobothriidae
Source: the annotation of a GenBank genome assembly